Messenger RNA from Amphibalanus amphitrite, 2339 nucleotides. Its product is annotated as oxalate:formate antiporter-like. Gene Ontology annotation, biological process: transmembrane transport. Lineage: Eukaryota; Metazoa; Arthropoda; Thecostraca; Balanomorpha; Balanidae. Bases 664 to 2082 code for a protein of 472 amino acids. The transcript is spliced from 2 exons. Gene Ontology annotation, molecular function: transmembrane transporter activity. The record is from RefSeq and is a predicted model, not a curated record.
CACAGGUCUAGUCAAGGUCAGUGUUUCUGCAUUAUUGGCUUUGGAGCCCAGCUGGCGAAGAAUGGAUUCCGAUUGAUCACAAACUACGCGUGUCAUGGCUACCAUGAUAAGAUCCCAACUGGCGGCAGCAUCCGGGAAUAGUCCAACGAAGCGCGUGUUAACUGCUUGAACCCUAUCACCGUAUUUAGAAGACACCGUUAGUUUUGGGCCCAUAGUCGUUCAAGUACAAUAUUCCUCAAGUGCGCUCCAGAGUGUCUGAUGACGCACGGCCCGUGGCCACCCACUUAACGAGAAACUUUCAGACAAGAGCCCGCUGUGGUGACCCUCAAACUUUUCCGCUCGACCGAGGCUUGGAUAGGUGGCGCCGUCCUCUAAAUGCACCGAUACUUUCGGGAGAUCUUAAUUAUCAUGCUCAAGUGCGGAGAUACGUACGCAUUGUUAAUCUGAGCGCUUAUUAAUCUGAGCUCUGGGAGCACGGAGGCAGUCGGCACAAGCACUGCCAUCGGCGUGUCUCUCGCUGCGAUCGACCAUCCGCGGACUCGUUCAUACACCGAUCAGGUGUACCUACCACUUCAGCGGGUUCGCGGAGGUCUAGUACAGCGGCAGCGGUAGCGGUUCAAGGGAAACUCACUGCAGAGAUAGCAGAUCAGCAGACCGGACGACAUGGACGUCGGCUCGCGCGCACGGCGUCUCUGGGAUGGAGCGCGCCGCCUGCCGCGCGGCGGCGUCAUCUCCGUGGCCGCUGGAUUCCUGGUUCACCUCUCGCUGGGCAUCAUGUACACAUACGGCAACCUCACCACCUACAUGACGUCCUACCUGCACGUGCGGCUCGGCCUGUCGGUAGACUACGGCGACACCACGUGGAUCGGAUCCGUGCAGGGUGUCGCACAAGGACCGGGAGUGCUGCUUGGGAGCGUCGCCUGCCAGCGAUUUGGGCCUCGUCUGACGAUCCUCGCUGGAAGUGUGCUCUCCUCGGUCGGUAUGGCACUCACGUGUCUCACCAUACAGACUUCGUUUGCCGCCACUACCCUGUCGUAUGGCUUGAUGUGUGGCUUCGGCGUUGGUCUGGCCUACACCACGCCAAUGGUGAUGGGUCACGAGUGGUUCCCUCACAACCGCGGCAUGGUUAGCGGUCUUGUGAUAGGCGGUUACGGCCUCGGCAGUAUCAUCCUCACCUCAGUGCAGACCAGCUACCUGAACCCAGAGAACGUCUCGACAGAGGACGACGGCUUCUUCCACGACGAUGCGCUGCUGGACCGUGUGCCGUCGUUGUUUCUGAUACAGGGUGCGAUUUGUGCUGCUCUGCAGUUGUGUGGAGUGCUGGGCGUGCGUCGUCCGCCACCAGGACAUGGUGAAAAACUGUCUGAGGAGACUGAAGUGAAAGGCGACGCACCGGGAGCUCAAGAUGCCGGCGAAAGCUUGCCGGAAAAGCAAGACUUCACGAACGGGGCUGAAGCAGACGAUCCCAAAGCAUGGAGGAAAGAUCUGCUAACCGCUCAAACACUUCAACUCUUACUCGGCUUUGUCAUGAACGCCUACAGUAUGACCAUGAUCAACUCAUUCUGGAAGGCAUUUGGACAGACAUUCAUCAAGGACGACCACUUCCUGGCGAUGGUGGGCAUGGGCUCUUCUGUAUUCAACAUGCUCGGACGCAUGGUGUGGGGCCUCGUGUGCGACGUCUGGGGCUACAAGCCCACAAUGGUUCUCUUCAGUGGUCUUUUUGGCGCCCUGCUGUUCACCUUCCCCUCGACGUCUCUUACCACUCAGGGGGUGUUCCUCGUCUGGUUAUGGUGCAUCUUUUUCUGCGCAUCGGGCAAUUACUCAGUAGUGUUGACAGGCACCGCGGCGACGUUCGGUCCCAAGCACGCGGGACAAAUCUACGGCGUCAUCUUCCUGACUGCAGCGCUGUGCUUGCCGCUGGUUGCUUACGCUUCCGAGGUGGUGUUUGAGCAAUUGGGUUUCGCAGAGCUGUACCUUGUUGCCGGAGGCAUGGUCUCCGUCGGCCUCACGGCGACGCUCACGUUCAAGCCUCGAGGGCAUGUGAGAGAUGAACCUCUGGAUAUCGAACCCGAUUCUUUUUAGGGAUUGAUGAAAACUUUGGGAUAGUGUUUCUACUUCCUACGCAAGGGUAGAAUACAUACGUCAUGAAGAGUGCUCCCGGAAAUGAUUCGUGACCACAAAGGUUUUUAUGUGAUAGAUACGACUGUAUUACUGAUACUUAGUCUAUUUCUAUGAAUAUGUCUGUGAAUGUAUGUAUGUAUGAAUGUAUGUAUGAAUGUAUGUAUAUUAUGAAACUGUUUUGCCUAUUCUGCGAAUAAACCUUUGAGUACCUAUCCUAA